Molecule: messenger RNA, 2352 nt
Organism: Fusarium falciforme
Lineage: Eukaryota; Fungi; Ascomycota; Sordariomycetes; Hypocreales; Nectriaceae
Exons: 3
Coding region: 1-2352 (783 amino acids)
Source: RefSeq, a predicted model, not a curated record
AUGAUGGCUGUUCGAUACACAGCUGAAACACUGCUGUUCUUGCGGGAUUCACCGCUAUGUAUAAAACCUCCAAACCUCCCUCCUGCCGAGGAUUGGAUGGGACCCCCACCUGAACCAAACCGUACCCAGAACAAGACGACCGGUGAUCGACCUCGAUCGAAUGACAACCCUCUCCUUGACCAGACCAACCGCCGUCCCGGUGUUGAGAGACAUGUUUCACGGAACAGUGCCAACCCUGAAGAUCUCGUUUUUGCCCCCCCUCGAAUGGCCUUUGCUUCAGCCCGAGGCAACAAAUCUACCGAAAAUGACAAGAGCGCGAAAGACUCUGAUGCUCCAGCCCGUUUCGGCAACUUCCGAAGUCGCAAUGGCGAUUUAGAAAACGAUCGGUUCCGCGAAGGUCGCAACAGCAAUGGCUUCCGUCGCCGUGAUGGAACUGAGGGUGAAUCUGACGGUUGGAGUACGGUGAAGCCUCGCAAGAGUUUUGGCCACGAAGGCGCUGAGCGCUUCCAUGGACGUAUGGGAGGCAACUUCCGUGACGGCGGGCGACAGCCCAGAGACCGCGAUGACCGCGAAGCUACUCGAGAUCGCCCGGCGCGAAACUUUGACUCGUUCUCCCGAGACAAAGAUGGCGACGACAAUGACCGAUCUCGAAACGGACCGAAUCGAAACAAGUCUGAGUCGUGGUACAAGAACGAGCCUAGUACCAACACGAAUGAAACAUCAACCCCUGAUAAGCGGGAGCGCAUAGACCGCGCAAAGAGCUGGAGAGAUCGUGAUACUUCCGCCGAGGUUGCGGAUGAUCGCUCCAAUAACCGCACGCAUGAGAGACGUUGGGGACGUGAUCGAGACCAGCGAGUCGAGCGCGAACCCGAAUGGCUUGAUGAACCUCUUGAGGAGCAUCCUGAAGCCCACACGCAGCAGGAUUUCCAGAAAUGGAUGGAGGAGAUGAAGAAGGCCAAGGCUGGCAUUCCCGCCGCUCCCCCCAAGUCUGCAGCUGUCGAGGCGGCUGAAGCUGUUGUCGAGGCUGAAAAGCCUCCAGUGCAAUCUGCUCCAGCAGUGGAAUCUGGUCCUGACAAGUUCUUUAUGGCCUUUGCGUCCAAUGCUGGUCUCGACACGCCAGGCGCUAACGAGGCCAAGGAGCCCGUCGCCGCCAGCAAGCCCAAGCCGACUGGAAAGUCUUCGAGGUUCACUUCGUUCUUUUCCCAGCCUCAGGAGGAACCUCGAGGAAAGACUGAGCCUCCCACUCCCAUGACUGGACCACCUAUUAAUGGCGGCAUUCCCCUGCCUCUGCCUCUGCCUACUGCCUCGGGCCCAGCCCCUGGACCCGAGGAUGAGCGACAGGCUUUCCAGCAACUCCUUGCGAAGCUGCAGAAGCAGACAAUGAGCGCCACACCCCCCGGUCCUUCACCUUUCGCUGCCCCUCAGGGCACGCCGCCCAAUGCUGGUAGACCGAACCCCAUGGCCUCGCCCGGAUCGCCUUUCCAGCAAUACGGAGGUGACCGCCGAAUGGACGGCCCACCCAUGGGCCGACCUCCGCCCCAACACGUCCAGGAGAUUCUCGCUCCCCGACCGCAGCCGCAGUCUGCUCGUCCCGAUCAGCUCCUCCAGGACCUUGUGGGUCAACGCCAGCGCGCCCCUAGCCAGGGAUCUGGCCGCCCUGACGCCGCCCGCAACAACAACAAUGCCGAGUUCUUGAUGAACCUCAUGAGAGCGCCGCAAGACAUGCAGCGCAACGAACUGUUGAUGCGUAUGGGACCCCAGCCGCAAAAGCCUGGACAGAUGCCUCCUCAGCUCAACGACCGGGAGCCCGACUUCCCUAGGGAUGACCGCGGCCCGCAGCGUAUGCGCCAUCAGCCGCCGCCCGGCUUCCCCAUGGAAGAACGCUUCCACAACCCCCCUGACGCCGAUGGUCGACCCAACCAACCGACCCAGAUCUUGCAACGUCCACCUCCGCCCCCAGGCCUGGACCAGAUGCCACCCAGUUGGAUGCCAGGCGGCGGCCAGAUGCCUCCUCCUCAGCAGCGAGGUCCUAUGAUCCCUCCUCCAGGCUUGGCUGGUGGUCCUGGUGGCCCUGGCCCCAACCGCAACAUGCCCAUGCCUCACAUGUUCCCACCAAACUUCCCUGCCGGCGCGAUGCCACCUCCUCCCGAGGCCAUGGGCGGUAUGCCCCCUCGUAACAUGCCUCCGCCUCCGCCCGGCUUCUUCGCCGGCCCACCUCACGGCUUCCUCCCCCCAGGCCUCGGUGGCUUUAACGGACCUCCUGGACCCGACUUCCCCGGCGGUCCCUUCGAGGGCCGAGGUAUGCCUCCUGCUGGUAACCCCGGCCGCGGCGCCACCUUUGGCAGACCUUAA